UUAAGAAUGGAGGCAAAUCAAGAUUCUCAGAAUGAUAUUGAUCAGUGAAAAGAGACUGAUAGGAUAGUAGAGGACGAUUCUAUGUACCAAUCUUGUGCUGAGUUAAAUGUUGUGAGUGUUGAUAAAUUAGAAAGUAUUGAAGAUUCUUCAGAAAAUCUGGAUUCAAAAUUAGAAAAUUUUGAAAUUAUUGCAGAGCAGAUUGAAAUAUUGGUUAAGCUAUACCUUAAGCCCAUAAUCCAAACUACCUUCCCUAAUAGAUAUAAUAAUCUUUAUGAACUUUGAGUAGAACUGAUAGACGGAAUUAAUAGCACAGAUUGGACACCUGCAAUUCCCCACAAUUCCUCAAUCCCUGGCAGAUUAAGCAAACUCAAACUAGACUUCACCGACCUAAUAUCAAAAUGUCUCACCAACUCAUCUUCCAACUCCUCCCCAAAUCUCCAUCCCCCAAUCCCCUCCCUACUCCUAAAGAAAGAGGAUUUUGAUUGGCUGAAAAGUGAUAUUGAACACUGUCUUUUGAAGAGGGUGGAUAGGAUUGAUAUGAAAUUAUGCUCGGAUUUUUAUGGAAAUAGUAAGGGUGCUGGCUCUAUGACAGAGGAGAGUAAUCUUACGUCAGAUAAUGGAUUAAACCUUUGGUUGAAUGAGCCAAAAGAUUUAGGAUUUUUGAAGAAAAUACGAAACUUAUCUUUGCCAAAUUUGGAGAAAUUUUCUUUGUGCAUUACAACCAGACACAAAAAGAUUACUAAAAUUUUGGAUCAUAGCUUGUUUUCAAAGAGGAUCGAGUGUCUUUCCUUUGAUUGUAUUGGUUUAACUCCGAUAUGGCCUUAUCUUACUCACAUUAUUAGCAAAAGCCAUAAAGUUACUGGAAUCAUCGAGCUUUGGGAUUUUGAAAUUAGUGAACUCCAAAUCAAGAAAAUAUUCAGAGCAUAUAGACAUUUGACGGACCUGGCCUUUAUGAGUUGUAAACUUCAUUUUCCUAGAGUCCCUGACUUCUCUAAAGCCUUGGAGGAAACUUGCAUUGAGAAUCUUAACCUUUGGGAUUGAGAAAACAUUGAGAGAAGCAACUGGGAGAGUUGGCCAGAAAGAUUUAAUAACUUUAUUUGUGGGCUUUCCCAGUCAGACUUGAAACAUUCUCUCCAAGAAGUUGACUUUGGAGAAAAUUCAUGUUUUGAAAGAAGGUUCGUCUCUGAAACAUUUGGUAGAUUUGGAUUGUCUCAUGUAGUUAUAACAGGAAAUUUUAUAGAUGAUAAUUCUGCUAUAUCUACAUGCUCAGAUUAA
Messenger RNA from Moneuplotes crassus, 1275 nucleotides. The record is from the annotation of a GenBank genome assembly. Lineage: Eukaryota; Ciliophora; Spirotrichea; Euplotida; Euplotidae.